AUAGAAUUACCCAGAGGGCCGGACCCGGCCCCCGGGCCUUGACUUUGACACGCUUAUUUUAAAUCAUUUCCUUUUUGCUUUGUUUGUGUGUUUUUGUGUCUUAAAAACAUAACGCCCUCAUGCAUGUUUGCAUUCACACAUGUUUAUAUGUUAUGGUUUUGACGCAUGUUAUUCUGCAAAUUAAUUCACUAACAAAAAUAAAAGGUUUUGUCUGCUAAAAGGCUGCGAAGUAAACGUAAAGACAAAGCAAAAUAAACAACAAUAAACCGCAGUUUUCCUAGAAAAUCUGAAUCUUUCGCACAAAUUUCACCCAAAAAUUAUUAGAAAAUAGUGGAAUUUGGUUGCAAUCGCAGCCCUCACGGCGACGGUCUUUUGAAGUCCACCUCUUUGGAUCUUUAUUUUUUUAAUACCUGGAAACUGUUUACGUGGUUUCAUAUCAAAGCCAAAACGCCGUUCGUGGCUCCAGAUCCAUCAGUCCGACAUUAAAAAAUUCAUGCAGUAUUGAUGGCGGUUCAGGGCAGUCGGGGCUCCGGGCCGCUCUCCGCAGCCUUGAUCAGUGCCAAUAGGAAAUGGCUGAGGAUUAGGCCCGCAGGCUGUUUGAAGCCCUGAGCUUCUGCCUUCCGUGAACCGUGGAGGGAUCAUGUUUUAUUCUGCAAGGCUUCCAAUCUCACAGUAUAAAGCAAAGUUCUCUCUGUUUGAGUCUCCUCGGUUUGGAAAAGUUGUUAAAAAUGCUGAAAUAUUUUUGCAAAGAGAAAUUCUGCAGGAAAAGACAAACAGACGACAUUGAUGAUGAAAGAGGGGAUUCACUAGAAUGAAUGUUCUACUUUCUUCUGGGAUCAAGGUGAGCGGCAUGUCUGAUGAAGAGGAAGUGGUCGUGGAGAUCCUGGAGGAGGAAGAAGCUGCUCCACAAAUAGAAGAGCCUCCGUCCUCUGCAGCUGAAGAAACAGUCGAAGAACUUGUGGAAGAAGUAGUUGAAGAACUGGUGGAGGAGUCGGCUGAAGAACCAGCAGCCGAACCUGCAGAAGACGGAACUCCGGCUGCAGAUGAAGAUGAAUCCAAACCCAAACCAAAGGCUUUCGCUCCAUCUAUAACUGUGCCAAAGAUCCCCGAGGGAGAGAAGGUUGAUUUUGAUGACAUCCACAGGAAGCGGCAGGAGAAGGAUUUCUCUGAGCUGCAGUCCCUCAUCGAGGCCCACUUCAUCCAGAGGAAGAAGGACGAGGAGGAGCUCAUAGCUCUCGUUAACAGGAUUGAGAAGCGGCGUGCCGAGAGGGCCGAGCAGCUGAGGAUCCGCACCGAGCAGGAGAAGGAGCGGCAGGCUCGCCUCGCGGAGGAAAAGGAGAGGAAAGAGCAGGAAGAAGCUCGGAAGAAGCAGGACGAGGAGGCCAAGAAGAAGAAGGCUCUGACUAACAGAACCCAGCAGUACGGUGGCGUUCAGCAGCGGCAAGAUGGAAAGCGAGGAGCAAAGAAGCAGACAGAGCGAGAGAAGAAGAGGAAGAUCUUGGCUGAGAGGAAGAAACCUCUCAACAUCGAACAUCUCAAUGAGGACAAACUGAAGGAUAAGGCUGGUGAGUUGUGGCAGUGGCUGUGGGCGCUGGAGGCAGAGAAGUUUGACCUGACGGAGAAACUGAAGAGACAGAAGUACGAUAUCAACCUGCUGCAGGCUCGUGUUCAGGCCACCCAGAGCGCCAAAGGACGAGGGAAGGCCAAAGGCAGGGUGAGAUAGACGGCGGCGCUGAGCGGAGAUGGUGGCGCCCGAGCGGGAUCCUCCUCUAAACUUUAACUUAAGACACCGAAUUUUAACCAAAAUAAACCGUUUCUGAACUCC
Molecule: messenger RNA, 1825 nt
Organism: Oryzias melastigma (Indian medaka)
Lineage: Eukaryota; Metazoa; Chordata; Actinopteri; Beloniformes; Adrianichthyidae
Product: troponin T, cardiac muscle isoforms
Exons: 15
Coding region: 812-1723 (303 amino acids)
Biological process (GO): sarcomere organization; regulation of muscle contraction; cardiac muscle contraction
Cellular component (GO): troponin complex
Molecular function (GO): troponin I binding; tropomyosin binding; troponin C binding
Source: RefSeq, a predicted model, not a curated record